This is a messenger RNA of Lycium ferocissimum, 684 nucleotides long. RefSeq lists its product as uncharacterized. The transcript is spliced from 4 exons. The record is from RefSeq and is a predicted model, not a curated record. Lineage: Eukaryota; Viridiplantae; Streptophyta; Magnoliopsida; Solanales; Solanaceae. Bases 1 to 684 code for a protein of 227 amino acids.
AUGGCGAAUUAUGCAAUUUCCAACGGAGUUAAAUUUUCGGUGGCCGAGAGGUCUAAUGCGAUAAGCUAUACACUAGUAUGUGUGUCCGAAGAGUGUGAUUGGAAAUUUAGGGCAUCGAGCGUUGGUAAAUCAGAAAUGUUCAGGGUUAGGGAGUUUCGUAACAAGCAUACAUGUCCGCUAAAAGAUAAGGUGUAUUCACAACGCCAUGCGACAAGUUGGUUGAUAGGUGGAAUUGUAAAGCCAAAAGUAGCCAACCAUAAGUGGAAAUACACACCUAAUGAUAUAGCGGAGGAUGUAAAAAAUGAUCUUGGAAUGGAUGUGACCUAUAUGGUUGCUUGGCAGGCUAAGGAAAAAGCAAUGAAGGAUUUAAUGGGUGAACCAUCGGAUUCUUACAAAAAAGUGCCAAUUGUUGUAGUUGACGGGAGCCACCUCAAAACAACAUACAACGGAACGUUCGUUUCAGCAAGCACAUUAGACGGUGCAGGUAAUAUACUUCCUUUAGCAUAUGGUGUGAUAGAUUCAGAAAAUGACAGGUCUUGGAUGUGGUUCUUUGAGCGAUUCAGGGAAGCGUAUGGUGUAAGAGAUAACAUGUGUAUUGUUUCCGAUAGGCAUGAAAGCAUAAACAAAGCUGUUUCUAGAAUCUAUCCGAAUGUGCCGCAUUAUGCAUGCAUAUGGCAUCUUUAG